Messenger RNA from Coccidioides immitis RS, 558 nucleotides. RefSeq lists its product as uncharacterized. The record is from RefSeq and is a predicted model, not a curated record. Lineage: Eukaryota; Fungi; Ascomycota; Eurotiomycetes; Onygenales; Onygenaceae. Gene Ontology annotation, molecular function: protein kinase activity; ATP binding. The transcript has a single exon. Bases 1 to 558 code for a protein of 185 amino acids. Gene Ontology annotation, biological process: protein phosphorylation.
AUGAUCAUUCUUGAGCACCUUCAAUACCCUCUCCGUAAAAGGCUCAGGGACCUGCAGGAGGCUAACCUGGUUACACCAACUGAAGAUGUACUCCGCUGGGCGUGUCAAAUAGCUCAAGGCUUACAGCAUGCCCACGCGCGCGGAGUUUUACAAGUUGAUAUCGGCCCUCACAAUAUACUGCUAGAUGGGCAUGGGAAUGUGAAGUUAGCCGACUUCGCCGGAUCAUCCAUUGAUGGCUCAUCACCCAGCAUAGCUAGCAGCACACGAGCUGAACAUCCAAGAUUUCCAUCAUCGAUGCCCUCUCUACAAACAGAGGUUUUUGCUCUCGGCUCUGCGUUCUAUGAACUAGAAACGACUCGCAAGCCUUUCCAUGAUAAAAUGGACCACGAGGUUGAGAAACUAUCUGGUGCAGGGAACUUUCCAGACACCAGCAGCCUUGAACUAGGCCGGGUAAUCUCUGCUUGCUGGAUGAUGGAAUACCAAGACGUUGGCGACGUGUUGAGAGACAUUGAACUUAUUCAGAAGGAAAAAGUUCGGACAGAAAUCCGUCGUGGAUGA